ACCUGAGCUGAAGUCAGAUGCUUAACCCACUGAGAUACCCAUGCGCCCCUCCCCAUCUCAUUUUAACUCUGGGGGAAAUUCUGGUGGGCUUUUUCUAUUUCUACUCACUGAUCUUAUCACCAUAAAAAUGCUAAGUGAUUUAAAGAUUUUCUUUAAAAUCAACUUUGUAGCCAUUCAGUCGGGUUGGUCCCAGUACAUCAGACUUUUUCCCUUCUCGUAUCUUCAACUCAAUUUAGGCAGUGAAGAUCGGGCUCUAAAUUUUUGCGACCCAACCCCCAACCUAAACAUUUCACAGGCUACUGAGCUGCAUAAAGCAGAGACUGCCAAUUUUGGAUUCUGGGAUUCCCAGGACAUCAGGCCAAGCAACUGAGCUGUCCACCCAGGGGUGAAUUCCACAGAUGGUUUCUUUUCUCUCUGGGGUCAGUGCUUUAACAUCUGGGUAGUCAGAUCGUGCAGACAGGGUGACAAGCACAGAAAACAGCUGGGCACGUUGCUCUGAGCCCAGACCCACCGUGACCAGUGGUUCUUAGAAACUGUUUCUGGAAAUGCCAACUCCAACAGGCGUGGAGCAUCUGAGUGCUGAUAAGGCAAGCCCAGUUUAGAACUUUGGGGCCAAGCCUGAGAUUUUGAGAAAUCCUUUUAGUUAAGUUUUGGAUUUAUCCGGGGCAGAGAGGGUGUACAGUAGUAACUUCAUGCAGCUGGGGGGGGGGGGGGGUUGCACUCACAUAUUUCCCAGAUUCUGCACAAACAGGUUUGGAAGAGAAAACUUAGGAAGUCCAAGUUCAGCAUUAAAAUAAGUAACUCGCCACCAAAGAUUCUAAGCCCUUUCCUCUCAGUUCAGUCUUCGGACGCACUUCGCCCUUAGUGCGCCUGCGCCCCCCGCAAACUGCAACCCCGCCUCCUCGUUGGGGACGUAAAACGUGCGCCGAGAGGUGGAACGCGGGCUGAGCAUGCGCCGUCAUUGCAUCAGCCGCCGGGUCCGUGCUGGGUGCUGGAACGCCGGGGAAGGCUGUGUUUUGCUGCUGUGUCUCUUGCUCGCGUCUGGCGCUCUGUCGGAAGACUAGGAAAAGAAGGGCUAGAUGGUUCUAGGCUUCUGCGUAUCAUUCAAUGUGGAUGUGAAAAAUUCAAUGACUUUCAGCGGCCCGGUGGAGGACAUGUUUGGAUAUACUGUUCAACAAUAUGAAAAUGAAGAAGGAAAAUGGGUGCUUAUUGGUUCUCCUUUAGUUGGUCAACCCAAGAACAGAACUGGAGAUGUCUACAAGUGUCCAGUUGGGAGAGGCAAACCCUUACCUUGCAUAAAGUUGGAUCUACCAGUUAAUACAUCAAUUCCCAAUGUCACGGAAGUCAAGGAGAACAUGACAUUUGGAUCAACUUUAGUCACCAACCCAAACGGAGGGUUUCUGGCAUGUGGCCCUUUAUAUGCCUAUAGAUGUGGACAUUUGCAUUACACAACUGGAAUCUGUUCCGAUGUCAGCCCCACAUUUCAAGUCAUGAACUCCAUUGCUCCUGUACGAGAAUGCAGCACCCAACUGGACAUAGUCAUAGUGCUGGAUGGCUCCAACAGUAUUUACCCCUGGGAGAGUGUUACAGCUUUUUUAAAUGACCUUCUUGAAAGAAUGGAUAUUGGUCCUAAACAGACACAGGUUGGAAUUGUACAGUAUGGAGAAAACGUAACCCAUGAGUUCAACCUCAAUAAGUACUCCUCAACGGAAGAGGUACUUGUUGCAGCAAAUAAAAUAAUCCAGAGAGGUGGCCGCCAGACUAUGACAGCCCUUGGAAUAGACACAGCCAGGAAGGAGGCUUUCACUGAAGCUCGGGGUGCCAGAAGGGGAGUUAAAAAAGUCAUGGUAAUUGUGACUGAUGGGGAGUCCCAUGACAACCAUCAACUAAAUAAGGUCAUCCAAGACUGUGAGGAUGAAAACAUUCAGCGGUUUUCCAUAGCUAUUCUUGGGAGCUAUAACAGAGGAAAUUUAAGCACUGAAAAAUUUGUGGAAGAAAUCAAAUCAAUUGCAAGUGAACCCACCGAGAAGCAUUUCUUCAACGUCUCUGAUGAACUGGCUCUAGUUACCAUUGUGGAAGCUCUGGGAGAAAGAAUAUUUGCCUUGGAAGCUACAGCUGACCAGUCAGCAGCUUCAUUUGAAAUGGAAAUGUCUCAGACUGGCUUCAGUGCUCAUUAUUCACAGGACUGGGUCAUGCUUGGAGCAGUAGGAGCCUAUGACUGGAAUGGAACAGUCGUCAUGCAGAAAGCUAAUCAAAUCAUAAUCCCCCAAAAUACGACCUUUAACGUUGAGUCUACCAAAAAGAAUGAGCCUCUUGCUUCUUAUUUAGGUUACACAGUGAACUCCGCAACUGUUUCUGGAGAUGUGCUGUACAUUGCUGGACAGCCAAGGUACAAUCAUACGGGCCAGGUUGUCAUCUACAGGAUGGAAAAUGGAGACAUCAAGAUUCUCCAGACACUCAGUGGAGAACAGAUUGGUUCCUACUUCGGCAGUGUGUUAACGACGGUUGACAUUGAUAAAGAUUCUAAUACGGACAUUCUUCUGGUUGGAGCUCCCAUGUACAUGGGAACAGAGAAAGAGGAACAAGGGAAAGUAUAUGUGUACGCUCUGAAUCAGACAAGGUUUGAAUAUCAAAUGAGCCUGGAGCCCAUUAAGCAGACUUGCUGCUCAUCUCUGAAGCACAAUUCAUGCACAAAAGAAAACAAAAAUGAGCCAUGCGGGGCUCGUUUCGGAACAGCAGUCGUUGCAGUGAGAGACCUCAAUCUUGAUGGGUUCGAUGACAUUGUGAUAGGAGCACCCCUGGAAGAUGAUCAUGGGGGAGCCGUGUACAUUUAUCAUGGGAGUGGCAAAACUAUCAGGAAGGAGUACGCACAACGUAUUCCAUCAGGUGGAGACGGCAAGACACUAAAAUUUUUUGGCCAGUCUAUCCAUGGAGAAAUGGAUUUAAAUGGAGAUGGUCUGACUGAUGUGACUAUUGGAGGCCUUGGUGGUGCUGCCCUCUUCUGGUCUCGAGAUGUGGCUGUAGUUAAAGUGACCAUGAAUUUUGAACCCAAUAAAGUGAAUAUCCAAAAGAAAAACUGCCGUGUGGAAGGAAAGGAAACAGUAUGCAUUAAUGCUACCGUGUGUUUCGAUGUGAAAUUAAAGUCCAAAGAAGACACAAUUUUUGUAGCUGAUAUGCAGUACCGCGUCACACUAGAUUCACUAAGACAGAUAUCACGAAGUUUUUUCUCUGGAACUCAAGAAAGAAAGAUUCAAAGAAACAUCACAGUUGAAGAAAGAGAAUGCACUAAGCUCUCCUUCUACAUGUUGGACAAGCAUGACUUUCGGGACUCUGUAAGGAUAACUUUGGAUUUUAAUCUCACUGAUCCAGAAAAUGGGCCUGUUCUUGAUGAUUCCCUACCAAAUUCAGUACAUGAAUAUAUUCCUUUCGCCAAAGACUGUGGAAACAAGGAUAAAUGUAUCUCGGACCUCGCCCUGAAAGUAUCCACCACAGAAAAGGACCUGCUUAUUGUCAGGUCUCAUAACGAUAAGUUCAAUGUUAGUCUCACAGUCAAAAAUAAAAAGGACAGUGCCUAUAACACCAGAACCAUAGUGCACUAUUCUCCAAAUCUAAUUUUUUCAGGAAUUGAGGCUAUCCAAAAAGACAGUUGUGAAUCCAAUCAUAAUCUCACAUGUAAGGUUGGCUAUCCUUUCCUGAGAAGAGGAGAAGAGGUUACUUUCAAAGUAUUAUUUCAGUUUAACACAUCUUAUCUCAUGGAAAAUGUGAUCAUUCACUUAAGUGCAACAAGUGACAGCGAAGAACCUCCUGAAGCCCUUUCUGAUAAUGAAGUAAACAUUUCUAUCCCAGUAAAAUAUGAAGUUGGACUUCAGUUUUACAGCUCUGCAAGUGAAUACCAUAUUUCAAUUGCGGCCAAUGAGACUGUUCCUGAAGUUAUUAAUUCUACUGAGGACAUUGGAGAUGAAAUUAAUAUCUUCUACUUGAUUAGAAAGAGUGGACAUUUUCCAAUGCCAGAACUUAAGCUGUCGGUUUCAUUUCCCAACUUGACAUCAGAUGGUUAUCCUAUGCUAUACCCAAGUGGAUGGUCGUCUUCUAAUAAUGCGAACUGCAGACCCAGUAGCCUUCAGGACCCUCUUGGCGUCAACUCUGGGAAGAAAACAAUUAUAUCCAAACCUGAAGUUCUCAAAAGAGGCACAAUUCCGGACUGCAGUACGUGUAAAUUUGCUACCAUUACAUGUAAUUUGAUUCCUUCUGACAUGACCCAAGUGAAUGUUUCACUUAUCGUAUGGAAACCAACUUUUAUAAAAACACGUUUUUCUAGCUUAAAUCUUACUGUAAGGGCAGACCUUCAGAGUGAAAAUACAUCACUGAUUUUAAGUACUGGCAAUCAAAAAAGAGAGUUCGGUAUUCAAAUAUCCAAAGAUGGACUGCCGGGCAGGGUGCCGUUAUGGGUCAUCCUGUUGAGUGCUUUUGCUGGACUAUUGCUAUUAAUGCUGCUCAUAUUAGCCCUGUGGAAGAUUGGAUUCUUCAAAAGACCACUAAAGAAGAAAAUGGAGAAAUGACGUAUUUUACAGGAGAAAAAAAUAAGAGUUAUUCAAUUAUCUAUCCUCAGGUUUGCCUCAAAUAUGUGACAAGAAAUUUAAGACAUAGUCACAUAACUUUAUGUACUCCAUCAGGGAUUAAUCACUUGGAAAAUGACAAAUCAAGGAAGAUCCAAAAACAAUACCAUAAAGAUAUAUUUUAUAAAAUGAUGAAAAAUAUUUUUAAAUAAUUACUCUUUGUGUUAUUUAAGUAAAAUUACAAAGUGUCUUGAAGAUGAAGAAUAACUUGUACAAAUAUGUUUAUAUAUUAAAUCAGCAUCCAGAGUAUUUAAAGAAAUGCAUAAAAAGAUUUUUAUGAUCAUUGAUAAAUUAAGCUUUUUCCAUUGAUUCCUGAUGGAUAUCCACGUUCAGCAUGAUAGUCAACAUUUGUAAAUGACAAGAGAGGAAUUAACCGAAAAAGAUCACUUCUCUCUGUUCAAAUGAGACAAUUUUCCUCGAGAGAGUAUAUAUAAAAUAUGGACUGAAAAUAGAAUUAAGUCAUACAGAAUACAUUCAACAUCUUUGUGUUGGGUUCUGUACUUGGAAAGCUUUUUGUUUGUUUGUUUGCUUGUUUGUUUUUCUCCCAAAGUGUUUGGAAACAAUUGAGCUGAUGGAAAAUGGAGAUAGACUUGUUUAAAGGCAGCUCACUGAAUGGAUUAAGCUUUCACAGAACAUGCUUAAUUUUGACAGGAGCCCUAAAACUCAAAACUUUCAUGCUGAAAACAGCACUUCACAGCAGUUUUGUGGGGCGUAACAGUGAUUUGUAAUGAAAAGCCCUCUUGUGUGUGGGAUAUGCUGAGAUGGUUUCUGAAUGGAACGUGACAGCAGAUGCCACAGAAACGCCCACCUCAUCUUUGCUGGGCAGCUUUUGAACAUUAGGGGUCCAGGAUGUAACCAGAAGUAGGAGUUUUCUCAACUCCUUGGCAAGUGGUUCACUGAAACCCUCAAGCUGUGAGAGUAUGUUUAUUUUUAAUUUUUUAAAGGUAUUUAAUUUUCCAAACACAUUUCUUAUUUUUAUGAAAGGCAGCAUUCUAUUACAGUAUUGCAUUUUUACCAAUAAGCCACUGUUUUUUUAGUGUGGCAUGUCAAUAUUUAAAUAGAACUCCAGAAGUGUAUUUUAAAGAAUCUUAGGUUUGAAACCUUGCACCAAGAGAAAGCUACCACACCUCUGUAUGAGCUUCUUUGCUCCUGAAGUAAUCAUUAUGGUGCAUCGGACUCUACUGAAGCACAAGCUCGUAGGUUGCUCCGUUUCUUAGGAAAGUAACAAUGGAUGAAUGUAUCACAGCCGCAUGUGUGAACUACUGCUGAAAAAUUUGCUGAUAUUCCUGCAACAACUCCAUCUCUCCACCUGGCUGACCAUCACAAGACCAGCACCUGCCCAGCACCUUACACAGAAAGUCCUAGACUCUACUUUUCUCCAAAGCAUCAAAUCAAGGGAGAAAUUAAAUGCCAUAAGUUUCAUUUUUUAAACUAAUUUCCAAGGAAUUCUCUAAGGACUCAGAGUCCGCUCCCUUGUGCCUGUCUGCAUCUACGUCUAAGAUCCUGAUGACCAAAAUCAUGCACCUGGGGAGUGCCCUGGUCAUCAAUACUAGAAGAAAGGCUCAGUGCUUCCAGAGAUGUGAUAUCCUCUUGCCGGUCAUUGUUCUGAAAUGUCCACUUCGGGAAUCUCUUUCAUUCCCACAGCCUAUCUCCAGAUCUGGAAAUCAUUCUUCCUACCCUGUUCUUUCCUUGCCCGACAGAACUCAGGUCUCUCUUACUCUGAGCCACCACAUUGCACAGCCUAUUGGCAGCUCAGCUCCAAAAUCAGCACAUUCUUAGAAUAAAUCAAACAGGUAAACUUAAAUUCACAAUUGGCCUCUAGGACUGUCAAGCAUCCUGUUUCAGUGAAUGUGCACAUUUCAACCAAAUACGAUGUUACAGGAAUGUGCACAUUUCAACCAAAUACGAUGGUAACCCGGAAGGGAAAGAUGGAAACAAUGGCAUUUCGAACUUGUUAGAAAAGAGAGGAGGAACCACUGGGACAGAUCAAAUAGCUACGUAUAAGCCUGGCACAGUUUUUAACGGAAGUCGGUCCCAGUUUUCAAACAACGUUUAAUGAACCAGAUAUCCCUUUUCCCUAGUACUAUUAUUUGUUGGGCUUUAUGUGUGUAUGUGUGUCAGCAUCUGUAUGUGUAAUGUGUAAACACACAUGUACACACACACACACACACACGAAUGGACAUAAAUCAAAUACAAAAUACCUCGGUCAUAUCAAAUGGCCGGGUUUGACAAAAUGACAAAAAAAUAAACACAAAAGCUACACCAAGAAAAGUUUGAUUCAUUCAUUUUCAUUAAUUCAUUCAUUCAUUUUCAUUAAUAUUUAACUUUAGUGCACAGUUCUGCAACAAAAGAAGUAAACGUGGAAGUUUUGACUAAAAUAAUAAAUCAACAGUACGAGUGUUCUAAAACAUAGUUAGUGAUUAAGAAAUAUACCAAACUCUAAUCAUUUUAUUUUAAAGCACUUAAUAAGAGAAGUGAGUGCUAUUUAGGACUAUGAGUUUAUGCCAAAACCUUUUUUUUGCAUUGGUAUUUUAUAAAAUUGAUUAUUUCUUCCAUUGUGAACUAAAAUAUGUAUGAAGUCUCUUUUCGGAACUUAGAAUGGUAUAUUGGUAAAUUAUUCAACAACUAGCUCUCCAGGAGGAAAGAAAAUCCCUGAUUUGUAUAAUUUUCCAAUUUCCAUGAUUUAAAUAGUCUUGCCAUGGCCAUUUUCAAGCUACCAAUAUAACCCUAACCAGCUUGCAAAACCCCUGAAAAUUGAUCUGUCAGCUCCCACGAACCAGUAUAAGCUGGCUUCAGCACACCAUUGAAAUAGAUUAGAUGACAAUAAUAGAUGAUAGAUAAACAGAUAGGUAGAUACAGAAAUACAGUGAUAUAGAGAUAUAGAGAUAUAACAUGUUAGGUAUAUAUAAUGCAUAACUACACACAAUAUAAUCAUCUUUCAAAUUAUGCUUUAAAUGCUCAUCUCAAGCCCAGCAGACAUAAUUCUAUCCCUCAUUCUUCAAUUUCAAUUUCUAGAAUUAUAGCCUUCCUUUAAUCUUAAUAAAAUGAUAAAAAAAAAAACUUUCAGGAGAAGCAAGGAGUUGAAAGCAAGAAAAUAUAAAGGGUGACACCAUGAAAAUCAGACUUUGACAGCCACAAAGAAAUUUUUACUUUCUCUAGGAAUUUAGAGUCCUGAAACAAUACUGUGAAGGUUCAUCCUUUGCAAAUAUUUAUAAUUUCUGUGAUCUAAUUUGAAAUUCAGUGGUUCCAUUUAUUCAGUUAUUUUCUCUGAGCCUUAAAGUCAUAGGCAAUUUAAUCUCUAAAUAUUUCCAUGUCAUCAGUAUGCUUGAAAUGAGGCUUGUAGGGGAAGAUGUCUUUGCAAAAUUUGAUGCUUCCUCAACCAUAAUAAAUGUACCUACACAAGCAAAUACCUGUAAAUACCUAUAGAUAUGUAUAUUCUCUUUUCCUUUUACAAAACCAAUAUCUAGACUCAAUUGGAAAACAAAUAUCUGCUCCAAAAGCAAAUGUGGUUGCACAAUAUUUGACCAAAGCUGGGUUGUGGCUGUCGUGGGAAGCUGUGCUCACAUUCUCCCCAGGCAGCCCCUGCAAGGGCCUUAUAAGGGGAACAGCCACCCCUCCAGCUCCCGGCAGCGCACUUUCAUAGAAGAUGUCUUUGUCAAACAUGUGGUAAUCUGCUCCAUGAAAAUGAACUGUCUUCCUUGGCACAACACAGAGAAAACUAGGGAAGACCCAGGCUCCAAGCAUGAUUCAUGUGCUUGGUGCGGUCACGUUAUUGUUAACUAAAGAGGCUUCGGGCAGCUCCUUUUUUUUUUUUUUAACAAAAUAAUAUCCUUUGCAUCCUUCAUUUAGUUUCAGCGCUUCUCAAGACCCCCCACCCCACCACCAAGGGAGAUUUUCCAGAAGACUAUUGGAGAAAAACCCGUUUACAUGUCCUCUCUGUUUGCUGUGAAUACCAGCUUCAGUGAACUGAUCCUUUAUACAGAAUUUCAGGCCUCAGGUCUUCUGUGACACUAUAAAGGCAUGACAUGAUAUAGGCAUAAUGUAACAGGGACAAAAUGUCUUGUACUUCAGAGAAGGAAUAUCUUUAAAUUUGCCAACCUUUGUGGGAUACUGUCAGCAUCUAUGCCAAGAGUUGAAGGAAGGGUUUGUAGGAUGUAGCCAGCAGCACCCCGCAAUCUCCAUCCUCACCCAUGGACACAAUAAUCCAAAAAAUUAAAGGAGGGCUCUAAAAUCUUCAGACUGAAGCUGUUUUUUAACGUGAUUUAACUGUAAACAGCAGAUUUUUUUAAUGCAAACAUAGCUUCAAGACGAGUCCACUCGGCAACCCCUUUCAUACCAAACUGCUGUCCCUAAACCUCUCCUGCACAGGACUUCUGAUGUUAACUCUGCCGUGCAUUACAAAAGGGCUCAAUUCUUCUGUUUCCCAAAUGGAAGCGCUAUUGUGCAGUAUCUUAUGUAAAACAAUAAAAAUAGAGCUAACACCUAACAUUGUGAUCUGGUG
Mustela erminea (ermine) is the source of this 9117-nucleotide messenger RNA. RefSeq names its product integrin subunit alpha 1 (gene ITGA1). The transcript has 29 exons. Gene Ontology annotation, molecular function: integrin binding. Gene Ontology annotation, cellular component: integrin complex; external side of plasma membrane. Gene Ontology annotation, biological process: cell adhesion mediated by integrin; integrin-mediated signaling pathway; cell-cell adhesion. The record is from RefSeq and is a predicted model, not a curated record. The coding region runs from base 1080 to 4559 and encodes 1159 amino acids. Lineage: Eukaryota; Metazoa; Chordata; Mammalia; Carnivora; Mustelidae.